Molecule: messenger RNA, 1003 nt
Organism: Hipposideros armiger (great roundleaf bat)
Lineage: Eukaryota; Metazoa; Chordata; Mammalia; Chiroptera; Hipposideridae
Product: dnaJ homolog subfamily C member 16
Exons: 5
Coding region: 141-941 (266 amino acids)
Source: RefSeq, a predicted model, not a curated record
AGCCUUGUCCCCUCCUUCCCCUCCCCAGGCCCCGAAGAGCGCUGGUGUGGACUAGAGGCUACCGGCCGGCGGAUUAACUGGAUCUCGGAAGCUGCAGCCGUUUAGGCUGGUGCCCUUUCCCGCUCUGGAAAGGAAGAGAAAUGGAAGUGAAAAAGUUGAGCAUUUCCUGGCAGUUCUUGAUAGUUCUGGUUCUGAUCCUGCAAAUUCUGUCAGCGUUGGAUUUUGACCCAUACAGAGUCCUAGGGGUCAGCCGAACAGCCAGUCAGGCUGAUAUUAAAAAGGCUUAUAAGAAGCUCGCCCGGGAAUGGCAUCCUGACAAAAACAAAGAUCCCGGAGCAGAAGACAAGUUCAUUCAAAUUAGCAAGGCCUACGAGAUUCUUUCCAAUGAAGAAAAGAGAUCAAAUUAUGACCAUUAUGGAGAUGCUGGAGAGAGCCAGGGCUACCAGAAGCAGCAACAGCAGCGCGAGUAUCGCUUCCGCCAUUUCCAUGAAAAUUUUUAUUUCGAUGAAUCUUUUUUUCACUUCCCUUUUAAUUCUGAGAGGCGGGACUCCAUUGAUGAAAAGUAUUUAUUGCACUUUUCACAUUAUGUGAAUGAAGUGGUUCCAGAUAGCUUCAAGAAACCCUACCUCAUUAAGAUCACCUCAGAUUGGUGCUUUAGCUGUAUCCAUAUCGAGCCUGUUUGGAAAGAAGUAGUUCAAGAACUGGAAGGAUUGGGUGUAGGAAUCGGCGUGGUCCAUGCCGGGUAUGAGAGGCGCCUGGCCCAUCACCUGGGAGCACACAGCACACCCUCGAUCCUAGGAAUCAUAAAUGGGAAAAUCUCCUUCUUCCAUAACGCCGUUGUUCGUGAGAACCUGCGGCAGUUUGUAGAGAGCCUUCUUCCAGGGAACUUGGUGGAGAAAGUAAGUACCUGGCUGAGAAGUAGAGGUGCCUGGGAUUGCUAACUGUCCUAUCUGUGGUCAUCUCAGACCUGAGUGUCAUUUCAAGCAGGGCAAGACACAUGAUA